CCCAACUCAGCGCGCGCCUACCUAGAUUUCCCUUUUUUUAGGGAAUAUCUGAAACCGGUCCUAUUAUCAUGCGGCGAUGGUCUUGUAGUAUGUUGACUGCUAUCGAACUUUAUGGAAUGCCUUGGCGAAUGUCUUAAAUACACCCUUCCUGGCAAUUAAAUAUCAUUCACUUUGUAGUGUUAUUUGAGCAUUCCAGAUCACCCGCUUGUGCAGCCUUUUAGGACGUCGAUGCGUACCAUUUUUCCAUACUUUACUACCUACUUAGAAGCACAGCUACGUAGGUAGCUCAGCAUGGAUCAUUCCGUAGUUUAGUAGAAGUAAACGCUGCAUAACCAUGCGGCUCCUGCUUUUGUUGGCGAUAGCUGCUGUCUUGCAGCCCCACGCCCUUGCUGCGGAGUCGCUCCAAGGCGCAGCAGCAGCAGCAGGGGGAGAUGCGACUGGAGGCAGCAGCAGCAGCAUUAGGAUCGGGGGUAGGCAACUGCAUGAAGGCGGUGGAGAUGACCCACGAGUGGCUGCGGGCGUCAAACGGCUGCUGCAGGCAGCCAAGCUCUACCGCAGUCGGCUGCCUGGGGGGCAGACCAUGCUGCGCCCACGUCAGAUUCACCGGGCGUUGUACGGCGGGGACUUGGAACGACUCCGAAACUUCGUACGGAGAAUGGCUCUAGGCGAGUCCCUGACCCUAGCCCUCAUGGGUGGCAGCGUGUCCAAGGGCAUGGGUGCGGUAGCCGGGGAGCCCUCCCUGGAGGCUUGGCUGGGGGGCUGGCUGGCGCAGGUGGCUCCCCUGGCGGGGACAGCAGUAGGGGGAGCGGGAGGAGAUGUUGGAGGAGCGGGGGGAGCAGCAGGAGGGGGGGAGGGGGGAGUUGGGGCGGUGGUGGCGGCACCGGCAGGGAGCCAGAGGUCAACUGUGCGGCUGGUGAAUGCGGCGUGUCCGGCUACUUCGUCAGCGUAUAUGAACAUGUGCCUGAGGGAGUACCUGCGGGAGCCCGAGCGGGUGGACCUCAUCCUGCUGGAAUAUGCAAUUAACGAUGAAGCCUUCCCCGAUCCGCCCUGGGAGAACGAACACAGGAAGAGUUUCGAGCUGCUGGUCCGCAAGCUGCUGCGGCUGCCCCGCCGCCCGCCCGUGGUGCUACUGAACACCUACCGCUGGCACUCGGAAGGGGCGCUGCGGGGGCCGACCGGAACCAAGAGGCCCUCCGGCGGAAUCUACUAUACAAACACAGAAGCCCACUACUUUGAGUUUGCAACGUACUACGGCCUUCCAAUGAUAUCACUCAAGGCGGCGGUGUAUCACCAGAUGAUGGCCGGCGUCAGGGGAUGCCAGGUCCACUCACUGCGAUACCAGACGCGCGAAAACAGCUCCAGCGACCCGGCCGCCCUGUUUUACGAGGACGGCAUGCACCCCUCGGGGCUCACAGGGCACAGGGUGCUGAGUGAGUUGGUGAUUGCAAUGUUGCUGCAUGCGGCUCGGUCGCUGGAGGCGCGGCCGUGGAGGCAGUCUGAGGAGGAGCACAUUCGUGCACCGCUGCCUCGUCCCAUGAUCCCACGUAUCGGCGCCAACUACAGCGUCAGCGAGGGCUGGCAGCGGGGCGCUAGUCAGCAGCAGCAGGAGGACGGGGAGGGAGACGAGGGGGGCGGGUACGGGCAGUUGGAUCGCUGCCUGCUCGGCGACAACUUGAGGGCAGCGGCGGUGGAGGCACAGGGUUUCGAGUGGCUCAACGAGGGUCGCAACCCGCAGGCUCCCAAGUGGGGCUUCACAGCCACCGCCCCGGGUUCCCACAUCACCUUCCAACCGCUGGGACUAGACACCCCUGCUUCCUCCGCACUAAACGGCACUGCUGUCGCUGCUGCUUCCACGACUGGCGCCUCAGCCCCUCCUGUUUCCGUUUUGGUCAUCCUGGCCUAUCUCCGCAGCUAUGAGAACAUGGGGGUGGCGGAGGUGAGCUGUCUGGGAGGAGCUGGCUGCAUGUGCGGAGGCAGUGCAGACGGAGCUGUGGUGUUGCGGCUAGACGGGCACUGGGCGCAACGCACCUCUCAGCUGCAGCUGGGCUGCUUCCCGGCGCUGCUGGCGCCAGGCUGUCGGGUGCGGGUGCGGGUAGCAGCGGAGAGCAGUAGCGGGAAACACAAGGUGAAGCUGGGCGGGCUGAUCGUGAGUCACAGCGCCCCCGGCCUGGCUCAGGACAUGUGUCGCGACAACCUGGAAGCCACGCAGCGGGCGGCGGGGUACCGGGAGAUGUGAUGAUGAAAGGUCAAAGAUAAACCACGGGGAUUUCGAGGGAGGGGAGGUUGCGGGAUGGCGCAUACAGCGGUGCUGGGACUUUUGAUGACGAGGGGUCAGCAACUCAGCACGGUAGGAACGCCGGCCCCUGUUUAAACAGCAAUUGAGCAGCAAGCCCAUAGUGCAAUAUGAUAGCACCUGUGGUAUGUGAGGAUGGUGUUGAGAGCGUUGCCAAGCCGUUGGGGGUGCCUCUUGCGAAUCGAUGCCGGCUACUAGCUAUUCCGGACUUAACAGUAGGCCUAAUGCAGACCGGACUUCUCAAUAGGGCAGUGGAUGGGGGUUUGUGUGAAGGGGGCAGGGGUGCGCAGCUGGGUAGCCAGAGGGUCUCAUGGGGUGGGUUGUGUAGGCAGGUUAUGUCGCAGCUGCAGCAUAUUCUACAGGCACGUCAGACGCUGUGAUGCAGUGGAAAGAAACUUUGGAGGGGACCUAGGUGGAGGUUGUGAACAGCGUGCAUGUGGGCUUGUGCUGGAAAAGGGUGCCUACCACCCUGGCUGCCACUUGCCAAUAUGGCUUUCUGUACCUGGCUUGCAUGCUGUACAGCAGACGGAAACAUGGCUCUCAGGACCGGCUAUUAACCAACCAUUUUUUGAUAGGCAAUUACCUGCACAUGGUACAAGGAAGGAGAGGCAGGCAGUUGGCGCGUGUGGAUGAGGGACAUGAGGUGUCAACAUUUUACGGAUGCCGGUACGAAGAUGAAGAGGCAUGAAAAGCUUGGCUGUCUUAACUGGCUCAAAAC
Molecule: messenger RNA, 3011 nt
Organism: Astrephomene gubernaculifera
Lineage: Eukaryota; Viridiplantae; Chlorophyta; Chlorophyceae; Chlamydomonadales; Astrephomenaceae
Source: the annotation of a GenBank genome assembly